This is a messenger RNA of Rhodofomes roseus, 3133 nucleotides long. RefSeq lists its product as uncharacterized. Bases 203 to 2818 code for a protein of 871 amino acids. The transcript has 3 exons. Gene Ontology annotation, molecular function: GTPase activator activity. The record is from RefSeq and is a predicted model, not a curated record. Gene Ontology annotation, cellular component: mitotic spindle pole body; SIN/MEN two-component GAP complex. Gene Ontology annotation, biological process: mitotic spindle orientation checkpoint signaling; regulation of Ras protein signal transduction. NCBI's taxonomy places the organism in Eukaryota, Fungi, Basidiomycota, Agaricomycetes, Polyporales, Fomitopsidaceae.
CCGCCCCUUCGCAUCGCCGCACAAGUACUCGCCUCGCUCUAACCAGCACAGGCCCGCCUCUCGCUACCCGUACCCCCGCGCCCCCUUCGAUGUUUGCGCACUAGUCUUUCUUGCUCUCUCUACCUAAUCUCGUCGACACUCUAGUACCUCUUGCCCCUACGCUUGGGCCUAAUUCUCUACUUCGCUGACCCUGGUCUUCGAAAUGACCGCCAUACCUGCACCUUCCAUCGUGCUCUCCAAGGAAGAAUGGCCCGAGGCCGACUUUGACUUCCCCGACGGCGAUCCGAUCCACGCGUCCGAUGCGGAGGACGAUAAGGACGACGCCGACGAGGACUGGGACGUCGAGAUGGACCUCGGGAAGACCGGAGGCGCGAAGGCACAAAGUGUCCUGGACGGCAUAGCUGCGCGCGCCGAGUCCUCGAGGAAGUCCUCCCAGAUGUUCACCAUCCGGCCACCGCUUCCCACCCCACCAGACGACGAGGAUGAGGAGGGCGUGUCUACCAUCAAGGUCGCCGCAUUACCGAAAGCAUCCACCCGCCCUCCUCCCCCCGCCAUCGACGAAGAUUUUGAGGACGACUUUGCCCUCCCAUCCGAACUGACACAACUUUCCUUGCGCCCAAUUUCCCAUCGUUCCUCCAAGGCGUCCCUCGAAUGGGGCGACCGAGAUCAAACCUCUUCCUCUCAGUCCUCCGAUGCUUACUCCACGCUGGGCUUCGCCGACAACGCAUCAUCAUCUAAUUACACGUCUGCGUCGCUGCCGGAGACCGAGACGGAGGACGAAGAUGAGGACGAGGACGGCGAGCUCGAUGGCCUUGUCAUCCCUACAGGUCUCUUCGAGACCCAGUCAGGAGGCAAGAAGCUUGCCAAGAUCCUCGAGAUCAAGAAGAAGACCGCAUUCACCGACGAGCGCGUCAAGGUUGCGAACCUUGACCCCGAAGACGACUUCGAGAUGGGUCUCGUAAUCGAUAAUGACGUCGAACUGAGCCCCAGUCGACUGCUCAUCACCAAGACCACCAACCGUGCUACACCAGGCAAUCGCAGCAGGAGUGCGCCCCCUCGUCCCGCAACGACGGUGCGGCCACCGUCACGGCUCAAGUCAGAUCGCGCGAAAUCACCGAAUAACCCGCCGAUCUCGUCUGCGUCGCAGCUGCGAAAGAUUGGAACGCCACCAUCCCCACCGUCACGGCCUGGUCAACCCAUACGGUCACAAACUUACAGCCAAGCGCUUGCCGCUGGUCCCACUUCCCCAGUGUCUUUCCUUACGCCCAAGCCUGGCAGCCUACGAGUACAGAAGUCUCAUUCUGGCCUCAAGCCGACGACAUCUCCAUCGUCAGCGCACAAGCUGGGACGGAAGGCAUCCUUGCCGUCGCUCUCUGAGUCCACACAUAACGCCGAAGCGUCAGGCUCUGGGUCGGGCUCGAGCGCGAUGCCAGCCGGUUAUAACGCGCCGACUGCAUCUUCCCGGGCCAAGGUGCAGACGAACUCUGCGAGUCGGAUCUAUGGCCUCGAGUACACUGUGCCCCCGACGCGCCCCUCAACACCAUCGUCAAAUCCGGUGGCGCUACGCCUGACCAUGCCCACGUCGUCAUCACGGCUCAAGUCACGGACUCCCAUCUCUUCUGUCUUUCCUACCCCUACGAGCGCGGUCGCUCCACGUUCGCAAUCUCCUCUGCCUCCUCCACGACCGCCAUCGGCCUCCUCUAUGAAGUCUCGGCUCGGGCACAGCCAGACGAAGAGUCUACCCCUACCAGCACCGAAAGUCAUGAAGCGUCCAAAGCGGCAACGGACGUAUGGCGAUGGCGCAGAACUCGAUGGGUUCGAUGAUCUUCCUCUUGACCGAGACAAAGAGGAACAUUAUCGGGUCGAGCCCAAAGGGUAUGGCAACCGUGUACCGGGCGCAACAUAUGCGAAGGCCGCGUCUUCCAACUUGGCCGACUCGACAUCGGGUAAGGGCACGUUGCGUAGAAAGGGCAAACGCGAGCUGUCCUCAAGUAGUUAUGAGCUCUCAAAAGGCGCACCGCCUGCCAAGACGCUGAAGCGUACGGGCCGCAUUGACUUCCCUUCAAAACCCGAGCCCACGUCAGCUGCGAUGUUGUCGAAGCACUCCGAGGAGUUGAACGUAAAGAAGAGGAGAACUUUAUCUUCGCCCUCCGCAGUGCAAACACGAAGGAAGCCGACUUUGAUUCGGAACCUAGGCGGCACAGGAGCCCCGAAAGUCGUCGGCGAGAUGAAGUGGAAUCCCAGCACCUUGCGCUGGGAGGGCAACGACCAAGCCCUCCGCGACUUCGACUCAGCAGUCGGCUCCUCCACCCGACCUGCACUAAUUACACACUUGACUGGCUCUUCCAUGGGUUCGCCGGUAAGCUCGUUCGCAGCAGGUGCACGCGUAGUGGGCACAAUGAUUUUCGACCCCUCGCGCAUGUGCUGGAUAUCGACGCUACCGCCGGACGAGGAAGAGCCCGAUGUCUUCGCCGACCUUGCGGACGACGAAGACGAAGAUGAUUGGGAGGCGAAAGGCGGCACAAUCCGUGCCAGCCAGCAACCUUCCGCAGCCUCCAGUGAGGCAACACGGACUCAGCCGCCCAGCCCGGCACGGAGCCAUUCGCGGACACGUUCCGGGAGCGAAAGCGACCGCGGUUCGCGCGCAUCUAUGGUGUGCGACGUCGACGCGUCCUUUGCGGACAACUGCCGCGUCGCACAGGAGCGACAUCGCGCCGAGAUGAAGGGCUGGCUCUCACUCACACGGACAGACCCCUCUGGCGAGCCCGACCGAACGUAUUUGUACGAGAUUCGUGCGCUUGCAUGUCGUCAGUACUAGGUCCGCCAACUUCCCCUCGUUUACUAUGUUUCCAAUUUGUGUUUAUGACCGUCAUGACCUCCCUCUGUCACCGUUCCUUCUCGUACAUCUCUUUCCUCUUUUAUCCUGGCUACGAAAAUAUUGUGUGCCAUACCACAAUUAUCAUGCCUGCCCCCUCCACUAGUCCCCCUACCCCCACCCGCCCUCUCUUCACCUUCGCUGUGCUUUCUUGUUUUGCGCAUUUUCACUUCCACAUCGGUAUCUAUCUCGUUUAGUCCCCUUGACUUGUCAUGUAUGAGGCAGCUAUGGUUAUGCAAGCAUACGUUCAAACCCAAA